AUGGGUAUUGGAGAUAAAUUACACGAAACAGCUGAUAGGAUUCAAAACAAAUUUGCCGGAUCGAAUGUCAAUAGUGGUAAGGAUAAUUCUUUUGAAGAACAGAAACCUUUCACAUCUAAUGAAGUAGAACAUGAAUACUCAAAGGGUAAGAAGAAGACAGGAAAGACAGCAGAGUUUGUCGAUAAUGUCGAUAAAAAAGUAGGACAUGACGUAGGUCGUGACACCCUAAGUGGAACCGACAAAGGAUUAGGAUCUAAGGCUCUCCACUCAAAGCAAGAUCAGCCUCCUGAACGUGAUGAUGUCAGAAAGGAUGUUGCUUCAGAUGCAUUCAUGAAGGGUGAAAUCACUCGAGGUGAAAAAUAUGGUCUUAAUUCAAAGGGUCAACAAACCCAUCCAACUUUUAACCAAGCAUCUGGUUUACAAUAUGUUGAUCCCCAAGAUGAUAUGGGUUGGGAACAACCUUUCACUGGGUCUGAUUGGAAACUGUAUUCUCGUGAGUACAACCCAGAUCAUUCAAAAGCUGAACAUUUAAGUACUCCUCCAGAUAAAGGAGGAAACCAAACUGAAAACUUUACAUAUACAGGUAUUCCAGCCAAUCUUGACGUUAAUAUGGAUGAAACAACACCUCGUGGUCAUACCAGUAAAGAUUACGCCCGUACAAAUAUAGGAGGUUCUUCUUUGACUGAUCACAGUAAAAACCCAGAACCACAUUCAGGUUAUGAAGAUGUAAGAACUAGAACAGUGACGGGAGAAGUGCAAAAGGGAAAGGGAACUAGCACAUCCAUUUAG
Scheffersomyces amazonensis is the source of this 789-nucleotide messenger RNA. RefSeq lists its product as uncharacterized. NCBI's taxonomy places the organism in Eukaryota, Fungi, Ascomycota, Pichiomycetes, Serinales, Debaryomycetaceae. The transcript has a single exon. The record is from RefSeq and is a predicted model, not a curated record. Bases 1 to 789 code for a protein of 262 amino acids.